This is a messenger RNA of Lineus longissimus, 2502 nucleotides long. Its product is annotated as potassium voltage-gated channel protein Shaw-like. Bases 387 to 1913 code for a protein of 508 amino acids. The transcript has 2 exons. The record is from RefSeq and is a predicted model, not a curated record. Gene Ontology annotation, biological process: potassium ion transmembrane transport; protein homooligomerization. Lineage: Eukaryota; Metazoa; Nemertea; Pilidiophora; Heteronemertea; Lineidae. Gene Ontology annotation, molecular function: voltage-gated potassium channel activity. Gene Ontology annotation, cellular component: voltage-gated potassium channel complex; membrane.
UAUUAGGAUGACGCGAUGGGCUCCCCAGGGAGUCUAGACAAACGGCGCAUACGGACUAUUUCAUGAACAGCGGUGACCAUAUCAGAAAGCGUUGCUCUGGUGUUCGUUGCCUAUGUGCCGUAUAUAAUUGUAAAAGUAUUCUGACAACAGUAGCAAAAACUACUGUAGAGUUGAAUUGCGUCUUCCAAUGCGCAUGUAUUCUGUUUGAUGCAGCUGAUAAAGGAAGGCAGUUUUCUGGUCAUGCAACAAUGGUAGAACAACUGUCCGUGGUGUCCGUGGUGACUAAUAAAAAGUUCACGGCUCAUUGACUUUUCGUUUUAUGACCACAACAAAUUGUCUCUCCAGUUGAAUAAUUUAACACAUUAAACAAAUGGGAUGUUCGGAGGAUGGGUUUUCGUGUAUGUGUAAAUUAUAUGACAGACAGAAUCAAAUGCGCAUUUUAUGUUAAAAUGGAUAUCAUGAAGAUCAACGUUGGCGGGAGUGUCUUCCAGACAGAGCGCCAGACCAUCCUCAAUAUCCCCCAGUCAAAGUUAGGAUGUACCAUAUCCAUUAAUGAACACUAUGACGAAACUACGGGGGUAUUCUUCUUCGAUAGACGUCCAGGUUUGUUCGAGUCCAUCCUGUCUGCGCACAGGGACGGCGAGGUUCACCUGCCAAGUAAUGCAUGUGGAAGCGAACUGCUUCAAGAGCUGGAGUUCUGGAACAUCCCAGAGACUAUGGUGGCUUCAUGUUGUUUCGGCAAGGUCAAGAAAGACGUGACGGAGCGGGAGAUCGCACGCGCAGUCGCGGACGAGAUCUGUUGUGGUGUGGACGAGAGUCUUGAGAUUCGCGCCAGCUCAACCGGAUGGGGACGGAAGAGAAUGGACACCUGGUUUUUCAUGGAGUUCCCGGUCUCCUCCAAGUUAGCAAAGGCUUGGUCGAUCUUCGUUGGUGUGGUCCUUGGUCUUUCCCUGGUGACAUAUGGCCUGAUGUUUGAUGAGAGAGCCAUGUACCACGAAAAUGGUACAGUCAUCAGAUACCAACACAUGUUCGAGAAUAUCACGGCUCUUAUUGAUACGCAGAAAUGGCGAAUAAUUUGGACGGGGCGACGACAUUUGGAGCUAUAUGCCGUCGACGCUCUUCUAAACUUCAUCCUGAUUGGCGAAUUCGUCGUCAGGUUCGCCGUCUGUCCCUUCAAGAAACAGUUCCUGAGAUCUUUCACGAAUAUCCUGGAUAUCAUCGUGAUCAUCACGUAUAUCCUCGGAAUGUUCAUAGGCUUUGGCUUGAUCAGACGACACCUGGAGGUUCAGGGAUUGCAAUGGCUUUGGUUGGUGUGCAUGGUCCUGCAGAUGCUGCGUCCUUUUCGCGUUGUCCGUCUCGCGAAUACGUUCGACGGUCUUCGUGUCCUCCUGAUGGUCUUGAGAAAGAGCUGUUAUGGGCUAAUCACCGUCGUCUUGUGCAUUAACAUCGGUAUGAUGGUCUUUGCCUUCUUAAUAUUUGCCGUCGAGAUUGGCGUUGAGGACACAUUCAAGUCGGUCUGGGUUGGCGCGUGGUGGGCAGUUGUGACAAUGACCACAGUGGGCUACGGAGACACGGUCCCGAAAAGUACCGGUGGUUAUGCUGUGGGUUUCUUUUGCACGAUCUCCGGGCUUGUGAUAAUUGGCUUGUCCAUUCCAGUGGUGACCGGAGGUUUCAAUGUCUACUACGAUAAUGUGCACAAGGAGAUGCGAAAGUUGCAGGAGAAAUUAAGGGCCGUCCUGGUUACAACCAAGCCUGUCUCCGUCGUUCCAAUGAACGUCUCUACCACGAGCACUGAAGCCCGAUGUGCCGAAAGGCAGGCGGAGAAGUUGGAGGACCCAUGGGUCCUCGAUAAGACUGUAGCGACUGGAGAAGCAAGACGCCAUAGAAUGAAGACCGUGACCAAACAUUCGUAAACGUGACGUCAGAUAGAUUUCUGUCGUCCGAGAUAUUCGGCCUUAUUCGAGACUGUAAUUUCUUUCUAUACAUAAUAGAUGCUAUACAUUUUGCUGACUUUGAUGUGACGUUUUAUACUCUUAAAAGGGUGACUAAAGGUAGCAGGUCCGCCAUGACUGGGGUUCAAUUAGUGGUCCCAAGGCGACUAUAACAAUGUUACGGGACUGGGUGGGGAGGCCUACUUCGUUUAUCGUAUUGAUAUAGCUCACUGUGAUUUAGAUGGAGAACUUGGGUGUGUGAUUUAUGUGACCUGGAGGAUAAUGUGCCUAUUCGCCCCUUUCCUGUCCUGUAGUAGAAUGGCUGGGAGAUCUAGAGUUUAUCGUAUUGCUCUAGCUCACUGUGAUUUAGAGGGAGAACUUGGGUGUGGAAUUUAGGUGACCAGGAGGAAAAUGCACUCCUCGAAUUAACAGGAGACUAAACGAUAUCAACUAACAGAAUUUCGGUCGAUUAUGAAAUAGGAACGCAAUAUUUUUCUAGAUAUUCUCUCACAUGCAGUAUAUUAACACGGCCCCGUAUUGUGUCAAAUUGUGUCUCAUGAAAACGCUAAUA